Molecule: messenger RNA, 1077 nt
Organism: Cotesia glomerata
Lineage: Eukaryota; Metazoa; Arthropoda; Insecta; Hymenoptera; Braconidae
Exons: 2
Coding region: 1-1077 (358 amino acids)
Source: RefSeq, a predicted model, not a curated record
AUGGAUGCAGAUGGUUAUCCUUAUUAUCGCCGCCGAGACGAAGGAAUCAGGUUUACACAAAAUAGCAGUGUAUUUGAUAAUCGUCAUGUUGUACCAUACAAUCCUGAAUUAUUAAAAACUUUCAAUUGUCACAUUAACGUAGAAGUUGUAUGCUCAGUGAGAGCUGUUAAAUAUUUAUUUAAAUAUGUUUAUAAAGGCCAUGAUAAAGCAAGAAUAGAAGUAAAGGGAAGAACACCAAAGACUAGAGAAGAAGCUCAUGCGUCCCAUGAUUCUCGAGAUGACUCUAAUAAUUUCAAUAACGUUAGCGAUUAUGAUGAAAUACGCAAUUUUGUUGAUGCUCGCUACGUUGGGCCUGUAGAAGCUGUUUGGCGUAUUUUAUCAAAAGAUCUUCAGGACAAAAGUCAUUCCAUAAUUCGUUUACCAGUACAUUUACCAAAUGAACAAAGUAUUACUAUUAAUGAUAAUUGUACUAAAGAAGAACUUCAAGAUGCUUUAGAAAAAAAAUCCAUUCCUGCUCAAGUUGAAUUAUUUCAUCUAAGAUUAUUAUUAAUUCACAUCAAAGGUGCAAAAAGUUUCGAAGAACUAAGAACGGUAAAUGGAACUCUUUAUGAUACUUUUAUGUCUACAUGUUUAGCAGCUGGACUGAUAGAAGACGAUCAAGAGUGGAGAAGAACAUUAAAUGAAGCGAUAAUAUGGAUGAUGCCACGGCAAUUACGCUGUUUAUUUGUUCGAAUGUUGAUUCAUUGUCAUCCACUUCGACCAGAAGAUUUAUGGGAAGAAUUUAAAGGAUCUAUGUCCGAGGAUUAUAACAGACGUUUCGGAGCAGAAGAAGGAGAGAAAAAAGCAUACAUAUACAUCAAUUCUAUGUUGAAUCGUGAAGGUUACAGUCUUUCGGCGUUUCCCAAUAUGAUUCAAAUAAAUGAAAUUGAUGAUGGAUUAUUAGAUGGUGAACUAUUGCAAACUGUAAACGCGAACGACUCACAUACGUAUUACAAUAAACUUAAUGUCCGUCAAAAAGAGGUAGUCAAUUUUAUAUUAAGCUCAAUUAAGAGUGAAAGGCUUUCGACAUCUAAUUGA